This is a messenger RNA of Corvus hawaiiensis (hawaiian crow), 2032 nucleotides long. It is a transcript of the gene FBXO7, whose product is annotated as F-box protein 7. NCBI's taxonomy places the organism in Eukaryota, Metazoa, Chordata, Aves, Passeriformes, Corvidae. Bases 112 to 1704 code for a protein of 530 amino acids. Gene Ontology annotation, biological process: positive regulation of autophagy of mitochondrion; autophagy of mitochondrion. The record is from RefSeq and is a predicted model, not a curated record. The transcript is spliced from 9 exons. Gene Ontology annotation, molecular function: protein kinase binding.
CGGCCCGGCCCGGCAGCCCUUGCGCCCGCGCCCCGCCGCCACCUUUCCCGGCGCCGCUGCCCGGCGGGGCCCGCUCGGGGCGCGAAGACCCCACCCCGUCCCGCUGCCGCCAUGAAGCUCCGCGUUCGGCUGCAGAAGCGAACGGCAGCCCUGGAGGUGCAGGGGGCGGAGCCAACGCUGGGGGAGCUGCGCGCGCAGCUGCGCCUGGCCCUGCUGCCCGCCUGGGGGUACAGUUCUGAUACCACAUUUUCAAUAACAUUGAACAGAAAAGAUGCUCUCACAGAGGAUCAGAAGACCUUAGCUUCGUACGGGAUUGUUUCUGGUGAUUUGAUUUGCUUACUACUAGAAGAGCCAGAUGGACAACCCAGCCUACCUCCUCCUCCACCUCCUUCUGCUCCUCCACCACUUCAGAAUGGUCAUGAGCCGUCCACCUUGACCCCCAACAAAAGUCAGGCCAACAGUCCAAAAGGAGAAGGGCAGAAUGAGCAGUCUAACAAUGAGAAGGCUCAGGUGGAAGUUCAAGAGAGUGAUGAGAGGGCAGGAUCCAGCCUAGAAUUUCCUUCUGGAUUAGUCCCAGAAGAUGCUGACCUGGAAGAAGGUACAGGUUCCUAUCCCUCUGAACCCAUGCUGUGCAGUGAAGCUGCUGAUGGUGAAAUACCCCAUUCCUUAGAGAUGCUCUACCUUUCUGCUGACUGUACCAGUGCCACUGAUGCCUUGAUCGUUCUGGUUCAUCUUCUCAUGAUGGAAACAGGCUAUGUACCUCAGGGGAUAGAAGCCAAGGCAGUCUCUAUGCCAGAGAAAUGGAGAGGGAAUGGUAUUUAUAAGCUACAGUACACACAUCCCCUUUGUGGAGAAGGUUCUGCUGGUUUGACUUGUGUGCCUCUGGGAGAGCUUAUUGCUAUUAAUGCAACAUUAAAAAUCAAUGAAGAGAUUAAAAGUGUUAAGAGAAUCCAGCUAUUGCCAUCAUCCUUUGUUUGCUUUCAGGACCCAGAGAAGGUUGCAGGUGUUUACAAAGAUCUUCAGAAAUUAUCCCGUCUCUUUAAAGACCAGCUGGUCUACUCUCUCCUGGCUGCUGCCCGACAAGCUUUGAACUUACCAGAUGUGUUUGGGUUAGUGGUCCUUCCUCUUGAGCUCAAGCUUCGGAUUUUCAGACUUCUGGAUGUCCGUUCCCUCAUCUCUCUCUCUGCUGUUUGCCGUGAUCUCUACACAGCUUCCAAUGACCAGCUUCUCUGGAGGUUUAUGUAUCUGCGGGAUUUCCGAGAUCCUAUUGCAAGGCCUCGUGACACAGACUGGAAAGAACUAUACAAGAAAAAGUUGAAACAGAAGAAGGAGGCCCUGAGAUGGAGGCACAUGAUGCUUCUGCCCCCUAUACCUCAUCCAAUCCCCUUUCAUCCCAACCCAUUCUAUCCUAAUCCCUUUCCACCCAACCCAUUCCCAUCAAAUCCAAUCUAUCCUCCAGUGAUCAUUGGGGGAGAAUAUGAUGAGAGACCAAUGCUUCCAUAUGUUGGAGACCCAAUUAACUCACUCAUUCCUGGCCAGGGAGAAGCACCAGGUCAGUUUCCUCCAUUCAGACCACAUUUUGACCCAAUUGGCUCCCUGCCUGGAGCAAACCCCACGCUUCCAGGACGAGUUGGUCCCAGUGACAGGUUUUCACCUCGACCCAGCCGGGGCCGCCCCAUGGACAUUCGCCGUGCAUUCAUUUGAUCGCUGCUUUUUCCUGCAGGGAGUUUUGUAGUUGCUGAGCUUGCUUUCUAACUGAUUGCAAAUCCCAGGCACUAACAUCUGCCUUCAGAUUGUCUCAAGAACAUGUGUGCAUGGUAAUGUCCCAACUACAGAGGCUGGGUUUGUUUUGUGCUCUGGUAGUGCUGUACCACCUGGCACUUAAGGUCUGUUCCUCACAGAGCUACGACUUAGAGCAGUUUGUUCUGCUUCCCCCCCCUCCUUGCCCUUAAUCGUCUGUGAAGUGCUACUUAGAGACCAGGAUACUGGCCAAAUCCUUACUGCAUCAGAUAAAGAGCACUUUAAAUACUAA